This is a messenger RNA of Blumeria graminis f. sp. triticale, 1995 nucleotides long. The record is from the annotation of a GenBank genome assembly. NCBI's taxonomy places the organism in Eukaryota, Fungi, Ascomycota, Leotiomycetes, Helotiales, Erysiphaceae.
AUGGCGCCUGCAGAGACAAAAGACAAAAUUGGUCAUGUUCCUGGAGGAGCAAGACGCAUCGCACACUCCAAAGUUAAGACGGGAUGCAUCACUUGUCGGGCUCGUCGCGUCAAAUGUGACGAGGGCAAACCGAAAUGCUUACGGUGUCAUAAAUACGGUACAGAAUGCGGCGGCUACCAGUCGACCAACCGAGGAGCAUCCCCUCGAAACAAUUUUAGGACGAUUCGAGUUCGCGCGCUCGUUCCUAAGCCUCCGUAUCCGUCUAAUGGUGGUCCACUCUUCCAGUUUCCGACAGUUGGAUUGUUCCAGAGUAACCUAGAGCAGCGCUACUUCGACAUCUUCAGUACCCGCAUCGCUCGUCAACUUUGUCCCUAUUUUGAUGCGGAACGAUGGACGCUCACAAUUUUACAGGCAUGUAUGUCACAUCCAAGUAUCCGUUGUGCCGCUAUUGCUAUCGGGGCACUGGGGAAAACAAACGAAAUUGCGCGUCUUUGUAAGAGGCCGGUGACUGGUGAACUUAUCCUUAUGGACGUGAAGCACGUAGUAGGUUCAGGAACGAUCGACACGAAAAAGAUGAUUAAUCAGGCUAAUGAACAUCACCAACACGCUCUCGAAUUUUACGGAAAAGCUAUUAAUGGCAUGCGGAGAGAAAUGAAAGGCUUUUAUCAGGACAUUCGAGUCUCACUUAUUAUCUGCAUAAUAAUUAGCUGCUUUGAAGGCAUACAUGGUAACCACAGAAGUGCGGCAGCCCAGUUACAGGCAGGUCUAGCCAUAGUAGAGAACUUCCAUUCGCAGGUAAAAAGUAGUCCGAUUCUCCAUCCGAAGGGCUACUCAUCUCCAUGCCCUGACGUAGUUGACGAUUUCCUCGUACAGAGUUUUGGCCGCAUAGACAUACAGAGCAUGUCUGUCUUUGAUCCUCGUCCGGUUGAAGUACAUAGUACUCUAAAGUGCGAGGGUAAAGAAACCAUUGCGGCGAUGCCCAAGAUUAUACGAAGUAUUGAGGAAGCCCGUAUCUACCACGACUUAAUCACGCGACGUAUCAUGCACUUUAAUAGUUCUAUUCAUACUCCUCGGUCCCGCCCAGUCGGUUCGGGGGACGCACAAAAGCCUUGGCCAACGCUGCAGCUACUUCCUCAGGGGAUAAACCCCAAUCAUAAUCCAAUCCCAUGGGUUGAUCUUAAGAUUUCACUCGAAGAAAUAGAUAGCACCAUCUCAUCCACCAAAUUGAAGAAUGAGAAGGACAUGCUCUCACGUGAACUUCGGUCCUGGGUUGAGGCCUCUCAUUUACUUCUUCAGGCAAGAAUGAAAAUGAAAAGUCAAGAUACUAUUCCCGCGCACAUAUUACGCAUCGCGGCACUUAGUAAUGAGAUCAGUCUUGGAGCAGCAUUUUCUAUCACAGAAUCCGCGUACGAUAUCUUUCUACCCCAUUUUCGCUUGAUCGUCCAGCACGCUAGCCAAGUCCUCGCCCUUCAACAAGAACACUUUGCCCGGUUUCAUUGCCACUCCGGCGCACCAGGUCCUGUCGACAUUCAUUUCUCAUUUGAAAUAGGCCUUAUACCGUCACUCUACAUAGUUUUGAUCAAAUGUCGUCAUGGCCCGACAAGGCGACAAGCGCUCGCACUACUUCGAAAGUACCCUCAUCGCGAGGGUGUCUGGGAUACAGCAUCUUCUUCUGGCCUUGGCUCUUGGGUCAUGGAGCUUGAGGAAGAGGGCGCGCGGAAUUACUAUGCGGCACAGACCUGUACAUUCAUUCCGGCCGCGGUGCACAGUAUGGAAUCUUGCAAAGAUGGCGAGGCAAACCACUCAACGUCAACUAUGGCCGCACCGGUGACAGAGACAUCAGAUCCUGACUCUCUAUCUAUCCCUGAAGUGGUUCGCGUGCGUCAGGCUAGGAUGCGUUUUGAUCUACUCGAACGACGUGCCGUCUUGUUUGGAGUGCAAAUGGAUCUCAAUAGCGGCGCUUACAUCGAAAAGACAGGGAUAUACGAGUGGUAA